This is a messenger RNA of Myotis davidii, 2730 nucleotides long. Its product is annotated as alpha-2-macroglobulin. The transcript has 18 exons. The annotation marks the transcript as partial. The record is from RefSeq and is a predicted model, not a curated record. Lineage: Eukaryota; Metazoa; Chordata; Mammalia; Chiroptera; Vespertilionidae. Gene Ontology annotation, molecular function: endopeptidase inhibitor activity.
CUAAACAGCCAGGGUUGCGUCUCUCAGCAAGUAAAAACCAAGGUCUUCCAGAUGAAGAGAGAAGGUUUGAAAAUGGAACUUGAAGUGGAAGCCAAGAUCAAAGAAGAAGGAACAGAGGUGGAGUUAACUGGAAGAGGGCUCAGUGAAAUAACAAGAACUAUCACCCAACUCUCAUUUGUGAAAGUGGACCCACACUUCAGACAAGGGAUCCCCUUCUUUGGACAGGUGGAGUAUUUUUCAGUUCACAAGCCAAACUUUGCAUCAUCAUCUAAUAAGUAGGACAGUCAAUUAAUACAGUUUUGUGAGAACACUGAUUCUCUGUGAGAUAUAAACUAUACGAUAAUACUGUUUUUUCUAAUUCAUUAGGUCAAAUACAAGGAUCAGAGCCACUGUUAUGACCACCAAUGGCUGACAGAAGAGCACAGAGACGCUUAUCACACUGCUACUCAUGUAUUCUCUCCCAGCAAGAGCUUUGUCCACCUGGAGACCAUAUCUGAUGAACUACGCUGUGGCCAAACUCAAACCAUCCAGGCACAUUAUGUUCUGAAUGGACAGGUCCUGAAGGAGCUAAGGGAGCUCACGUUCUAUUACCUGAUAAUGGCAAAGGGAGGCAUUGUCCGAACUGGGUUUCAAGUACUGCCUGUGCAGCAGGAAGACAUGAAAGGCCAUUUUUCUGUGUCGGUCCCUGUGGAACCAGACAUCGCUCCAGUCGCUCGAUUGCUCAUCUAUGCCAUUUUACCUGAUGGGGAAGUGGUUGGGGAUUCUGCAAAAUAUGAGGUUGAAAACUGCCUGGCCAACAAGGUGGGCUUGAGCUUCAACCCAGCAGUAAGUCUUCCAGCCUCGCCCAUCAACCUGCGAGUCACAGCUUCUCCUCAGUCGCUCUGUGCCCUCCGUGCAGUGGACCAAAGCGUGCUGCUCAUGAAGCCUGAGGCAGAGCUCUCCCCGUCCUCGGUUUAUAAGCUGCUACCAGUAAAGGACCUCACUGGUUUCCCUGGAAGUUUGAAUCAACAGGAGGAAACUAAUGUAGAUUGUGUCAGUGACCAGAUCCACAUCAAUGGAAUCAUCUAUUCCCCAAUGUCAAAUACAAAUGAAAAAGAUAUGUAUAGCUUCCUACAGGAUAUGGGUUUAAAGGUGUUCACCAACUCAAAGAUUCAUAAACCAAGAGUGUGUUCAUACUAUCAUGCCCAAACCUUUGAGAGUUCUGAGGAUGAUGACGUAUACGAAUAUUCAGACGAAAUGGCAAUGAGAAUCAACAGUGUUGAUUUAGCAGGUGCUUCAGGGCCUGUCCCAGAGCCUGUCACAGAGACCGUGAGAAAAUACUUUCCUGAGACGUGGAUCUGGGACUUGGUGGUAGUAGACUCAUCAGGCGUGGCUGAAGUAGGAGUAAGAGUCCCUGAUACCAUCACUGAGUGGAAGGCAGGGGCCUUCUGCCUUUCCGAUGACACUGGAAUUGGCCUCUCUCUUCCCACCACUCUCCGAGCCUUCCAGCCUUUCUUUGUGGAACUCACAAUGCCCUACUCUGUGAUCCGUGGAGAGGCCUUCACACUCAAGGCUACUGUCCUAAACUACCUUCCCAAUUGCAUCCGGGUUGGGGUGCACCUAGAAGCCUCUCCUGCAUUCCUGGCUGUCCCAGGGGAGAAGGAACAAGACUCUCACUGCAUCUGUGGGAAUGGACGACAAACCGUGUCCUGGGCAGUAACUCCAAAGUCAUUAGGGACUGUGAAUUUCACCGUGAACGCAGAGGCACUGGAGUCUCAAGAACUGUGUGGGACUGAGGUGGCUGUGGUCCCUCAAUAUGGAAAGAAAGACACAAUCAUCAAGCCCCUUUUAGUGGAAGUGAGAGGAUAUAUAGCAGAAAUAGUUUUCAUUAUGGCUGACUUGUUUUUUUCUCUAGGUGCGGAGGUGCCUGAUCAAGUAUCUCUGAAGCUGCCACCAAAUGUGGUAGAAGACUCUGCCCGAGCCUCCUUCUCAGUUUUGGGAGACAUAUUAGCCUCUGCCAUGAGAAACACACAAAACCUCCUACAGAUGCCCUAUGGCUGUGGAGAACAGAAUAUGGUCCUCUUCACUCCUAACAUCUAUGUUCUGAAUUAUCUAAACGAAACACAGCAACUGACUCCAGAGGUUAAGUCCAAGGCCAUUGGCUUCCUCAAUACUGGUUACCAGAGACAGCUGAACUACAAGCACUCUGAUGGCUCCUAUAGUACGUUUGGGGAGAAAUAUGGCAGGAGCACAGGCAAUACCUGGCUCACCGCCUUUGUACUGAAGACUUUUGCUCAGGCUCGACGUUACAUCUUCAUCGAUGAAGCACACAUUGAUCAAGCCCUCACCUGGCUCUCCCAAAAGCAGAAGGACAAUGGCUGUUUCAGAAGUUCUGGGUCACUGCUCAACAAUGCCAUUAAGGGUGGAGUAGAAGAUGAAGAGACCCUCUCUGCCUAUAUCACCAUUGCCCUUCUGGAGAUUCCUCUUCCCAUCACUCAUCCUGUUGUCCGUAAUGCCAUGUUCUGCCUGGAGUCAGCCUGGAAGUCAGCAAAGGAAGGACGCCAUGGAAGCCAUGUCUACACCAAGGCACUGUUGGCCUAUGCUUUUGCUCUGGCAGGUAACCAGGAAAAGAAGAAUGAAGUACUCACGUCACUUAAUGAGGAAGCAGUGAAGGAAGGUGAGUGUGUGCCUGAAAUCUUUCUCCCAUCCCACAUUCUCUGUAUCAAAUACUACUAAAUUGCAAAAAUUCCC